Messenger RNA from Solanum stenotomum, 1161 nucleotides. RefSeq lists its product as uncharacterized. The transcript has 2 exons. The record is from RefSeq and is a predicted model, not a curated record. The coding region runs from base 1 to 1161 and encodes 386 amino acids. Lineage: Eukaryota; Viridiplantae; Streptophyta; Magnoliopsida; Solanales; Solanaceae. Gene Ontology annotation, molecular function: nucleic acid binding; RNA-DNA hybrid ribonuclease activity.
AUGGUGGAAACUGAUAUAGGAUGGAGAAUAAACUCUGGAAAUGCCCUUUUCUGGUGGGAUAACUGGAUGGGGGAAGGACCUCUAGCUCACUUUUGUCAUGGCAUAACUAGCUUGAAUAAUACUCAAGUUUCUGAUUUUUUAAGACAUGGACAGUGGAAUGAAACUAUGGUGAGAAUGCAUGUACCACCUUUGCUAGUUCCCAAAAUGCUUAGCACUGUUAUUCACUAUGAAGCAGGAGUCCCUGAUGAAGCCUAUUGGAAGCAAAAUGAGAAUGGGACUUUUACCUGUUCAUCUGCCUGGAACCUGGUGAGGGGCAAGAAGAACAAGAGUAGGCUAUUCUCUACUAUUUGGCAUAAACAAGUUCCAUUCAAAGCUUCCUUUCUAUUGUGGAGGGCUCUCAAAUUCAAACUUCCUACCAAUGAUAGGUUGAGCUCUUUUGGAGUACAGCCAACGACAUGUUUCUGCUGCAUUAGACCAGGAUUGGAUGAUAUUGAACACAUUUUUGUUAAAGGCAAUUUUGCAGCUCAUAUCUGGAGGUACUUCUUAGGACUGAUGGGAAUUAUUCACGACCCCAGGCCACUUGAAAACCUCCUGAUGAGCUGGUGGGGAAUGGCUGCAAAAAAUGAGAAGAACAGAUGCUCGGUGAAAUUUGGCCAGAAAAAAUCUAAUGUGGCAAGAGUGAAGUACAUGAUUUUUAAAGACACUUUCCAGCUCCUCAUGGUCACUUACCCCUAUUGUUCUUGGCCUAAUAAUUGGGAGGAUAUGAUCAAUGAAGUGGAGAAAUGUUCCCAGGAUAUUAGGAUCAUCACGGUCAGUUGGCAAUGCCCUCCCAGCCCCUUUUUGAAGCUUAAUACAGAUGGAAGUGCAUUGCAUAACCCCGGGAAGAUAGGAGGAGGGCGUAUAUUGAGGGACUCCAAUGGAAACAUGAUAUAUGCAUUCGCAAUCCCCCUUGGUAUUGGUACCAAUAACCAAGCUGCAACUCACAGAUUGGACUGGUGCUUUCAACAUGGUUACAGGAAAGUCAUCUUGGAAGUGGACUCAGAACUACUUACCAAAUGGCUCAAUAACAAAAGCAAGCCUCCCUGGAAAUUGCAAGUACAUCACUCAACUUCACCAGCUUAUUACUCAGCUGGACUUCUUCAAAUGCCAGCAUACCUAUAG